UGAAAGCUAUCAGUGUCAACGCCAUGUCCCAGUCUUGGGCAGCCUUACCAAAAAUCAGCACGCUGAGCGUGAUAUCGCAAAACGCUUUCGCUUUGCAGCAGUCCCUGACGUUACCCAUCAGCGUGUGCCCCAUGCCCUUCCAGCUUGAGCCUAUGCGGCCUUCUCGUCCUUUCCGCAUGUCAAAUAAGACACCGCCUGGCGGUCCGUGCUGUUGUGCUGUGAUCGGAACUUCUCGUCGUACACCUGUUCGGAGAUGAACUGGCCUA
Molecule: messenger RNA, 266 nt
Organism: Trametes versicolor FP-101664 SS1
Lineage: Eukaryota; Fungi; Basidiomycota; Agaricomycetes; Polyporales; Polyporaceae
Exons: 2
Coding region: 24-257 (77 amino acids)
Source: RefSeq, a predicted model, not a curated record